AAAUCCCAUACUCCAGAUACAGGGAGAGAGGGACAGGCUGAGAGAGGGAGCAAGAAGGCGAGCCAGCCACAGGACAGCGUGGUCAGCGGCUGGAUGGAGGGGCAUCCCACAGACAUGUAGUGGUCUGGGUCUGGCAGGGUGGGGUCACUGAGGCUGGGGGCAUGGGAGGGGCAGGCAUUCUGUUGUUGCUGUUGGCCGCCGGGACUGGGGCAGGAGUGGCCUGGAGUCCCCCCAAGGGAAAGUGUCCUCCACUCUGCUCCUGCUCCAAGGAAAGUACCCUGUGUGAGGGCUCCCCCGAGCUGCCCGAGAGCUUCUCCGCCACGCUUCUGUCACUCUCACUCGUCAGGAUUGGGGUCUCCCAGCUGAGGGCUGGCAGUUUCCUGAAGAUGCCAUCCUUACACCUACUCUUACUCACGUCCAAUACCUUCUCUGUGAUCGAGGAUGACGCCUUCAUGGGCCUGUCCUACCUGCAGUACCUAUUCAUCGAGGACAACAAGAUCAGCUCCAUCUCCAAGAAUGCCCUGAGAGGACUUCGCUCGCUCACACACCUAAGCCUGGCCAACAACCACCUGGAAGCUCUACCCAGAUUCCUGUUCCGAGGCCUGGAGACUCUGACUCAUGUGGAUCUCCGUGGGAACCCGUUCCAGUGUGACUGCCGAGUUCUUUGGCUGCUACAGUGGGUGCCUACGGUGAAUGCCAGUGUGGGUACGGGGGCCUGUGCGGGCCCCUCUGCCCUUGCCCAAAUGCAACUCAAUCACCUGGACCCUAAGAAGUUCAAGUGCAAAACCACAGAACUGUCCUGGCUCCAGACUGUUGGGGAGUCGGCACUGAGCGUGGAGUCCUUCUCCUACCAGGGGGAACCUCAUAUGGUCCUGGCACAGCCCUUCGCUGGCCGUUGCCUUAUCCUGGUCUGGGACUACAGCCUGCAGCGCUUCCGGCAGGAGGAAGAGCUGUCUGCGCCCUCUGUCGUGUCCUGCAAGCCUCUGGUGCUGGGACCACGCCUCUUCAUCUUGGCUGCCCGCCUGUGGGGAGGCUCACAGCUGUGGUCUCGGCCCAGCCCCGACCUGCGCCUGACUCCAAUGCAGGUCCUAGCCCCUCAGCGACUGCUGCGACCCAAUGAUGCUGAGCUCCUGUGGUUGGAUGGGCAGCCUUGCUUCGUGGUGGCCGACGCCUCCAAGGCUGGCAGCACCACCCUGCUGUGCCGCGACGGGCCCGGCUUCUACCCGCGCCAGAGCCUGCAUGCCUGGCACCGCGACACCGACGCGGAGCCCCUGGAGCUGGAUGGCCGACCACAUCUGCUACUUGCUUCGGCCUCCCAGAGGCCUGUGCUUUUUCAUUGGCAUGGUGGCCGUUUCGAGAGGCGCACGGACAUCCCAGAGGCAGAGGACGUCUAUGCCACGAAACACUUUCAGGCCGGUGGAGACGUGUUCCUGUGCCUGACAAGAUACAUUGGGGACUCCAUGGUGAUGCGCUGGGACGGCUCCAUGUUCCGUCUGCUGCAGCAACUUCCAUCUCGAGGCUCCCACGUCUUCCAGCCACUGCUGAUUGGCAGCGACCAGUUGGCCAUCCUGGGCAGCGACUUUGCCUUCAGCCAGGUCUUUCGCCUUGAGCCUGAUAAAGGAACCCUGGAGCCACUACAGGAGCUGGGGCCCCCGGCCUUGGUGGCACCCCGAGCCUUUGCCCAAGUCACCGUAGCGGGGAGACGCUUCGUAUUUGCAGCGUGCUUCAAGGGCCCCACACAGAUCUACCAGCACCACGUGUUGGACCUCAGUGCCUGAGGCUGGCAAGGACCCCGGAUGUGGUUGUGGGCACCCUGGGACAUCCGGGUACCCUCUCGGCUG
Molecule: messenger RNA, 1841 nt
Organism: Acomys russatus (golden spiny mouse)
Lineage: Eukaryota; Metazoa; Chordata; Mammalia; Rodentia; Muridae
Gene: Lgi4
Product: leucine rich repeat LGI family member 4
Exons: 9
Coding region: 162-1778 (538 amino acids)
Biological process (GO): neuron maturation; myelination in peripheral nervous system
Molecular function (GO): protein binding
Source: RefSeq, a predicted model, not a curated record